AUUAUAACUAAUAUCCUGCUUUUUAGUCAUGCUGAUACUUGUAGAAUCCGAUUGCGGCCGGAUUCACAAAGUCCCGAUUAAUGAGAAUCGAGUAGACAUGCGUCAUACCGAAAGUGGAAACUGUCGUAGCGCUUUACCUAAUGCCCAGAAAAAGACCGUUGAAAACGCAAGCAACAUCGCGCAGAAAGCGGCGCAAGAAGCAAAAGCCGCGUCUGAAGCACAGAAUAUGGCUGGUCAACAAGCAGCGCGUCAAGUAAAGACUCAACUGGCGGAGAAGGCGGUUCAAGCUGCCAAAGCCGCUGAAGCGGCCUUAUCAGGUAAAGAGGCAAUGGUCGAACAGCUGCUAGAAGAAGUCAAGGAAGCACGAUCGGUGGUUCAGGAAGAAACGUCUUCUUUGCAACAAGCACAAGCUAACGUCAAUGCUGCGAUCCAGGCAGCGCGGCAGUCACAAGAUCAGUUGAAGACAUUGACGAACGCAGUGCGUAGAGCCAAAUCGAACGCGGCAAACGCUCAGGCGGCUGCGAGCGGAGUGCAGAGAUCGCUACGAGAGAAAGAAGAACUACUAGAGGCGGCCAGGAGACGAGUGGAUGAAUUGUCAAAUCAGUUACGAAGUGCUCGGCAGGAUCUCCUGAACACGAGUCGUGCAGCGGCCAAAGCUAACGCUUCUGCGCACGAAGCGAAAGUGAACGCUAGAAACAAAAGGAGAUUGGCGAAUCUUAGGAGAUUGCGGAUGACACACUCAACUGCGACGCGAGCUACUUCUUGAGAUGAGACAUGCAGGAAGAUUUAUCAAAUUAAUAUGAUCAUGAUUAAUACUAAUAAGAUUGUGCACUUUAACAGUUUUGGACGACUUUUUUUACAAAUAUACAGAUUUCGCGUUUAUACAUAUCUUUUGUAAUAAAUGAUCGG
Messenger RNA from Formica exsecta, 909 nucleotides. RefSeq names its product chromosome partition protein Smc-like. Bases 29 to 766 code for a protein of 245 amino acids. The transcript has 4 exons. NCBI's taxonomy places the organism in Eukaryota, Metazoa, Arthropoda, Insecta, Hymenoptera, Formicidae. The record is from RefSeq and is a predicted model, not a curated record.